AUGGUGAAACUCGGUCAUGCGACAGGCAAAAAUUCCAAGCGGGUGCCCACUCGUCUGAGACACAAGAUUGAAAAAGCUGCUGUUGCGAAGCAAAGAAAGCAGAAGAAGCUUGCAAAGAAGAACCCAGAAUGGCGGUCAAAAAUCAAGAAGGACCCCGGUAUCCCCAACCUGUUCCCUUUCAAGGACAAGAUGCUUCACGACAUCGAGGAGAAGAAGCGUCUGAAGACCGAGGAGCAGGAGCGUCUGCGCCAGGAGGCCCGCGCUCGUAAACUCGAGGCCAAGCAGACCCAGCCGGGUACGCAGGCAGCCGUUGAUAUCAUGGAGGACGACCUCUUGGACGACGAUAUGGACGCUGAUGGCAGCGACUCAAACCCCAUGGCAGCGCUCCUCGCUUCCGCUCGCGCUCGUGCCCAAGAAUAUGACGAUGAGAAUGACAGCGACGACGAUGAGAUGGACGAGGACGAGGAUGAUGAUGACGAGAUGGACGAGGAUGAAGAGGGCGGCGUCACAUUCACCGAUGCUCCCACGCUAGGCACAUCAUUGAACUCCACCAAGGAGAGCUCACGGCGCCAGUUCGACAAGGUCUUCAAGACCGUGACCGAUGCGGCUGACGUAGUCCUUUACGUGCUCGAUGCUCGGGACCCCGAGGGUACACGAUCAAAGGAGGUUGAACGGGAGAUUAUGGCCGCCGACAACGGCUCGAAGCGUCUCAUUCUCAUCUUGAACAAGAUCGAUUUGGUGCCCCCACCGGUCCUCAAGGCGUGGUUGAUUCACCUCCGACGUUAUUUCCCCACUCUCCCCCUCAAGGCCGCCAACGGCGCCCCCAAUGCGCACAGCUUCGACCACAAGCAAUUGACCGUCAAGGGCACCUCCGAGACCCUCUUCCGCGCCCUCAAGUCCUACGCCCACAGCAAGCAGUUGAAGCGCUCGAUCUCCGUCGGAGUCAUUGGUUAUCCCAACGUCGGUAAAUCGUCUGUGAUCAACGCCCUCACUGCUCGUCUCAACAAGGGAUCCAGCAACGCCUGCCCUACCGGUGCCGAAGCUGGUGUCACCACCAAUCUUCGCAGCGUCAAGCUUGACAACAAGCUCAAGCUGAUCGAUUCACCGGGUAUUGUCUUCCCCAGCGCCGCUGGAAAGACCAAGAAGUCCAAGGACAACGAGCAGGCCCGCCUCAUCGAAGACCCCGUCGCGGCUGUCAAUCUGUUGAUCAAGCGUCUGUCUUCCUCCGAGACUUUGAUCAACAAGAUGCUCGAAGUCUACGGCAUCACCACCCUUUUCCCCACCGGUGAUAAGACCACCGACUUCCUCAUCCAAGUCGCUCGCAAGCGCGGCCGUCUCGGUAAGCGUGGUGUCCCUAAUGUUGAGAGUGCGGCUAUGACUGUGAUCAACGAUUGGCGCGAUGGCCGUAUUCAAGGCUGGGCCAACGCUCCUGUUCUGCCCGUGGCUGGCUCAGCGGCCGAGGCUGCGGAUCCCACCGCGGGUCCCGUGGACAAUGUACAGGUUGUUACUGAGUGGGCCAAGGAGUUCCAGAUUGAAGGUCUUUGGGGUAACGGACAGGGCGAGGACGAGGAGAUGGCCGAAUAG
This is a messenger RNA of Penicillium diatomitis, 1584 nucleotides long. Its product is annotated as GNL3/Grn1 family GTP-binding protein. The transcript has 4 exons. Lineage: Eukaryota; Fungi; Ascomycota; Eurotiomycetes; Eurotiales; Aspergillaceae. Gene Ontology annotation, cellular component: nucleolus. The coding region runs from base 1 to 1584 and encodes 527 amino acids. Gene Ontology annotation, molecular function: GTP binding. The record is from RefSeq and is a predicted model, not a curated record.